This is a messenger RNA of Rhizopus microsporus ATCC 52813, 1437 nucleotides long. RefSeq names its product ubiquitin binding protein. Gene Ontology annotation, molecular function: phosphatidylinositol binding; metal ion binding; ubiquitin binding. The transcript has 6 exons. The coding region runs from base 1 to 1437 and encodes 478 amino acids. The record is from RefSeq and is a predicted model, not a curated record. Lineage: Eukaryota; Fungi; Mucoromycota; Mucoromycetes; Mucorales; Rhizopodaceae.
AUGUCUUGGUGGAAUUCAAGUCCUUUUGAUGAAGUUGUAGAAAAAGCUACCUCAGAGCUACUGCCAGUUGGCCAAGAAAACCUACCACUCUAUUUGGAAAUAAGCGACCAGAUUAGAAGUAAGAAAGUGAACCCUAAAGACGCUAUGCGUUCUUUAAAGAAAAGGCUGGCACACAAGAACCCAAAUGUUCAGCUUGCUACGCUUUCUCUUGUGGAUACAUGUGUCAAGAACGGUGGUAAUGCCUUUUUAAGAGAGAUAGCAUCAAGAGAGUUUAUGGAUGAACUUGUAUCGAUAUUAAAAGCACCUACGGGCUGUAAUAUAGAUGUAAAGAACAAGCUGUUGGAAAUCAUUCAAACCUGGGGUAUGGCCUCAAGAAACAAUCGAGAUUUGGGUUAUAUGCAUGAUACCUAUGCUCUCUUGAAAGCAGAAGGAACCCAAUUUCCUCCUGUUCGAGAAAACUUGGAUGCAAUAUUUUUAGAAACAGCUGCUGCACCUGAAUGGUCAGAUUCAGAUGUAUGUGAAAGAUGUCGUACACCAUUCACACUUACGAAUAGAAAGCAUCACUGUCGUCGAUGUGGUGGAACUUUCUGUCAGCAAUGUUCUGCUAAAUCAUUACCUUUACCUCAACUAGGCAUCAAUGAGCCUGUACGUGUAUGUGAUGGAUGCUACAUCAAAGUAAAAUUAGAAAAAGCUGGGUCAACGUCCAAACCAGCCGCUGUGCCAAGCACUAAUGCCAAGACACCCAAUAUUCCACAACCACAACCAGAGAAUGAUUUUGAUGAUGAUUUAAAAAAAGCGAUUGAAUUGUCCCUAAAGGAAGCAGAACAGCAAAAGAACAGCUAUGGCCCAGGAUAUGUCAAAUAUGAGGCAAAGCAACAAGAGCCUGCCGUAGAGGAUGAUCCAGAUUUAGCAGCUGCCAUUGCUGCCUCGUUGAAAGAUCUUGAAAUAUCAAAGCAAGAAGAAAAGGUUAGCCGAGAUGAUUUGACUUCGGUAGAAAUGGAAAAUAUCUUGCUAUUCUCUACAUUAAUGGAUAGAGUGGCUGCAUCAGGAGGAGAUGUGUCUAGUGAUCCACAGGUUAAUCAGCUAUAUACUCAGGUCGGAACACUCCAACCAAAGCUGGUCAAGAGUUUGGAUGAAACUAUACGUAAACAUGGUGCAUUGAUUGAAAUACAUCAAAAAUUGAAUAUGGUUGUGAAAGCAUACGAUCGAUUAUUGGAAGAACAAAUUGCUCGUCAUCAACCCUAUACUUUGCCAACACCCAUAGACAAUAACUACUAUUCUCAACCUCAUCUUUCCCAACAACAACAACAGUAUUAUCCAUAUGACUAUUAUCGCUCUUUACCACUGGCAAAUGACACUACUUCAUUAACAACACCAGUUUCUCAUCAACCAGAGCAAAAGAGUCCUGUUGCCGAUGCACCCCUUAUUGACUUGUGA